Messenger RNA from Stylophora pistillata, 2873 nucleotides. RefSeq names its product beta-secretase 2. Gene Ontology annotation, cellular component: plasma membrane; endosome; trans-Golgi network. Gene Ontology annotation, molecular function: aspartic-type endopeptidase activity. Gene Ontology annotation, biological process: amyloid-beta metabolic process; membrane protein ectodomain proteolysis. The record is from RefSeq and is a predicted model, not a curated record. NCBI's taxonomy places the organism in Eukaryota, Metazoa, Cnidaria, Anthozoa, Scleractinia, Pocilloporidae.
UUCUUUUCAAUGACGACAAGCCUGAGUUCACACGGUUAUUGACUCCUCGCUGGCGAGAGGGCCCAAAAUAACUUUUCCCAAAAUAGGGGAGGAUUAUUGAACUGCCUUUUAACUUUCGCUGCCGAAUUUGAUGGCCUUUUGAUCCUCUUCGAUGUCUAAGUACGUGGAUUUGUGGUUAUGUUCGUUCGAUGGAUGGUUUUUGUACUUCUCCUUUUGCCUUUAGCAUCGAGCGCGGCGGCUCCGCCAAAAAUUAAACAGAAAAAGUCUACGAUGCUGUCAUUUGAUUUACGUCGAAAGACCAAACAUCACAGGCAUAGAAACACUACUGCUGUUGCUACAACACCUGCGCCUACAUCAGAAAGCGGUCAAGAAGAAAUUGAAUUCACUCUUCGCAGUACCUCGUAUGCUUAUGUUAUUGAGUUGGAUCUAGGCACUCCCCCACAACGGCUGGAGUUUUUGAUUGAUACUGGGUCUUCCAACAUGGCUAUCGCAGGCCCAGAAUGUCAAGAUGAAAUGGAUCAUAAGUGCCAGAUAGAGACCUUUUAUCAUCCAGAGAAGUCCAAUACAUCGAUAGAUCAACAUAUUCCAAUCGAAACAGAGUACGGGAAAGGGGCGUGGUCAGGGGAUAUUUAUCGCGAUGUUGUUGCCUUCCCAGGCGAAGGUCCGAGGACGACAGCUGAAUUUGCAGUCAUAAGGCACGAAAAAGACUUCUUCCUUAGAAAUUCUAUAAAUGAGGGGAUUCUUGGCCUGGCGUAUAAAACUCUGGCGACUGAUGAUGUACAGCCAUUGUACGAUCAGCUCGUCCAGGAUAACAAAGUUCCAAACGUGUUUACUCUUGGGCUGUGUAAUGGAAUGGGUAAAAUCUGGCUGGACGCUCCAGAACCGUCGGCGUAUCGCGGGCCCAUUCACUACACUAACAUCAACCAGGAGACGUGGUACAGCGUUUCCAUGACAGGCAUUGAUGUUGCUGGCAAUAGUCUUGGCCUUUUACCCCCUAGUUUCUCAGCCGCCAUUGUUGACAGUGGCACAACGGAUAUUUUAUUACAACCUGAGAUUUAUGCGGCUGUUAUAGCACAACUGAAGGAGCGUGGUCCUCCGGUCGACGAACGCUUCUGGAAGAGUUACUGUGUUGACACAGACCCCUAUCAAUGGCCUUACAUUACUAUUUACCUGAAAGACAUGAUUGGAGGCUCAUUCGGACUGACUGUCCUUGGAAAGCACUACGUUAGGAAACAGGAUGAGUUUCACUGCCUCAGUAUUGGCGCCAAACCUACGGGUGCUGUGUUGGGUGAGGUUGUCAUGGAAGGAAACGUAGUAGUAUUUGAUCGAGCCAAUCAAAGGAUUGGAUUUGCACCAAGUAACAUGUCUCAUUCCGACGCUGGACAAUGUGGGAAUCCAAUUCGUGUCAACAAUACUAUCAAAGGGCGUCUUCAUAAAUAUUGCCGUGCUGCUAACAUGCCCCAGGAGACGUGCUUCAUGGGCUGUAAACCUUGUAUCAAAUAUGGUGGCGUCUGGUGCCCUAAGGGCCACGUGGUUGUCUGGAUUAAUGGAGUCAGAUCUGUUCUCAGCACCAAAAGGGGCUUCUGCUGGCCAGGAGGCCUUUUCACCUUAGAUGAUACGAAAGUUCAAACCUUCCUCACGGGACAUGGCAGCGCCGAAUUUCAGGCGUAUUGCGAAUCGUUUGUUCCGAUGUAUAAACAAUGUUCAGUGGAGGGUAUCUGGGUCUUGCUUAUGAGUGGCGCGGUGUUUUUCAUUCUUUGUUCACUGUUCUUGUUCGUAAGCUGUCGAGGAAGCGUUAGAGCUAAUGACAAUUCUCCGACGCAUCACAAAGAAAGAUUGCUAUCCAACAGAUAACAUCAACGCCCACCAUUCACUACAACGAAUGCAGACAUGUCUAUCGGAAUGGACCUAUGGAGAUAGCAGAGAAGUUCAGCGGGAUCUUGUAAACAUAGCGGUCAAACGUCUACGCAUGUGCAAAACUUUUGAUGAUUUAGUGGUGUGCUUUCAAGUUGUCAGAGCCAAGUUGUCCCACACGAGUUACACGGAGUUUCAAAUGCGUAGAUUUUUUUUGAUAAAGCUCCAAUUAACUUAACAGGACACCCGUAUUUGAAUAACCUUUUUUUUUGUAACAGUCUGGAAUCUACGGAUUUCUAUGAACGUUUUAAUUUUAUUUCGCUUGUUUUGCGAGAAAGCAGUUAUUUCUUAUGUUGAUCUUAGAGGUUUUGCAUAGGUAAUUGCCGGCCAGAAUUGAUCCUCUCACGCAUGGCCAACGUUUGACCGCUGUGGUGAUGAUCCGAAAAGCGCGAUCACGAUUUACCUAACAACUCCGCUGAACAAGAACUGCAGGUUCACUUCGAAUAAUGAAAUUUUUGAUGAAAAUAAUGUCUUGAAGACGUUUUUUCAAGCCGUAAGCUUUUUAACAAAUUUGUUGAUACUAUUAUCCAAAUGUUACAAUAAGAACAAACCUUACUCGUAUAAGGAUUUCUUGAGGAUGUUUUGGUUAAAAAAAUCUAUCAGGUAAUCGAUUUUCUUUGAUAUUUAGCAGAGUAGUUUCAAAUUUACCCAUUUUGUAUCAGUGACGCUAACGCCUGCAAUGGGGAGCACUUUUAUAUUUUCUAGUCAAGCAUACGUAGACUCUUCGCGAAAGUCGUUUCUUUCCAAGUCCUAUGUUAUUUUCAAUGGAAGAUAACUAGUUAUUUUUUUUUUCAAAUUCAAAAGUUUAAUACUUUUUGGGUAACUUUGUUUUCUAAAUAUCCAGUAUUCUUGUACAUAAUUUUACUUUUAUUAUUGCUGUUUUUUUAAUGAGCUUAUUUACCCAACAACUUGAAAUCAAAUUUUCUUGAUUGACAACCAAAUACAAUUGAUUUGUCAGA